Acanthaster planci (crown-of-thorns starfish) is the source of this 7411-nucleotide messenger RNA. RefSeq names its product phosphatidate phosphatase LPIN1-like. Gene Ontology annotation, cellular component: nucleus. Lineage: Eukaryota; Metazoa; Echinodermata; Asteroidea; Valvatida; Acanthasteridae. The record is from RefSeq and is a predicted model, not a curated record. Gene Ontology annotation, molecular function: phosphatidate phosphatase activity; transcription coactivator activity. Gene Ontology annotation, biological process: positive regulation of transcription by RNA polymerase II; triglyceride biosynthetic process; fatty acid catabolic process.
UGACGUGAUCGGCCGGAUGGUUGUCGAUCGUCAUGAUCGCGCAUGCUGAUAUGAUAAGCUUUUCAUAUUGGAUUAAAACUACAUGUACAGUGUACAUGUACUGUACGUCCACCGUAGGCCUACAUAGUACAAACGAACUUCGCUAGCUGCACCAUACGUACAUGUAUAGGUAUAUGUAUGCGUAGUUAGUACUGUCAUUCUUGAAGUUGGUGGAACAACAACAUGAACAAGACUCCCCUCUAAUUGGCACUAGGAUAUUUCCGGACAUUCAAGUGGUUAUUCCUUCAAUCGUAUUCACCUGCUGGCGUGUGACUGUAUUUAGCUUCAAACGAUCAAUUCAGCUCUCUCCAGGCCCUCCUCCCUUUGCUAGCAAUGUAGAGAAGGACUCAGGACGGCUUCACCAUGAACUACGUGGGUCGUCUUCUGUCUUCGUUCAAGACUUUCUACAGUGAGAUCAACCCAGCCACACUCACUGGAGCCAUUGACGUGAUUGUCGUACAACAGGAAGAUGGGUCGCUUUUCUGCUCCCCAUUCCACGUUCGUUUUGGCAAAAUGGGUGUGCUUCGAAGCAGAGAGAAAGUGGUAUACAUUGAGAUUAAUGGAGAGCAAGUGGAUCUGCGCAUGAAACUGGGGGAGAAUGGCGAAGCUUUCUUCCUCGAGGAAGCAGCAGUUGAGGACAAAGUGCCUGCCCACUUGUGUUCCUCACCAUUGCUUUCCUCAAGCAGCCUCAUGGAAGAUGGGAUGAAACAGCUCCGCGCCGAAGCCAGCCAUGUCCGUAGUGAAACAGAGAGCAGCAAAGAGUCAGACACCAGUCUUGGGAAGGACAUGUCAUCCAGCAGCAAGGGGACCAGCUCAGCGGAGUGUCUGGAGAAGAAGGAGAGGGACGCGGAGCGUGUCUUGGAGGCCAUGAAGGAGCCUGAAUCAGGAAACACGAUCGUGGACAUCAGUGACUUGACCAAGGACGAGCCUGUCGCCAUCACAGUCGAGACUGAGAUCGGUCGCGGCAAGAAUAAGAAACAGCUCCAGUUCACAGGUGCAAUCAGAUCCUCCGACUUUGACGUUGAGAACGGCUCCGAGGAUGAAUCCCAGAAGAGCAACGGGACUUCAGCUGCUUCGUCAGCAGCCCAAGAAACUCUGAUGAAGAUCGAGAAUGAGACCAAAUCCAGCCGACGGGGAAGGAUGACCAAGAAAAGGAAACGUAGGGGUAGCGGAACAAAAACAGUUCGGACAGAUAAACCACCUCCUGGCAGCUGCCCAGAGAAGUCAUCCCUCAGCCGUCGUCUCAUGAACCUCUCUGAGUCCAGCACUUCGUCCUCGCAGCACUCGGACACUGACGAUGCCAUCUUUGAAAUUGAAGAUGUUUCUGAGGAGGAAGGGGCCUCCACAAGGGCCUUCAAGCCACCAAGAAAGGUACAGAGUGAAGACUGGCUCAACAUGCGUCAGGAGAUGCUGAAAGUCCAGGUACCAUCACAUCCACUCUCAGAUGGGGACCUAACUCCAGGAAUACUGAGCCCUGUGAAUACACGCCCACCGACACCAAAGAGCGACACGGAGCUGGAGACAGCCCGGACAGACCACAAUCGUAGUAAGUCAACAGGUCACAUCCGAUCAGCAAGCAGCACCGACAAGAUUGAGUGGAACUGGGGUGAGCUCCCCGGGUCAAUGCGCAACUUGAAGGGUAAUGUGGACAAAUCUCCAAAGGAGGAAGGAACAGGGACUGAAGCAGAAUCAGUAGACCCUGAAAGCCAGCAGAAGCCUGAUGAUAAGAAGUCGGUCUGGAGCAAGCUCAACGUCUUCAGGAACAUCCAGCACAGCCAGGGUGUGGAACAGGGCAUGUACCUGCAGGACCUGGCGUCGGAAGAGAUUGACCCCGAGGUCUAUGCUCUGUACUUCCCUGAGAGAGCUGAGCGCUCCAAUAGAGCCGAUGAACUCCGUGAUGAGGACAAAUCAUCUGACCUGGGAACGUCACUGCCGCAGUCUCCAAACACAGUGGAAGAGGUGUCCGGUGGAAUUGGGUACCGGGAAGACAGCAGUGAGUCUGCCAUGGAUCUUCAGAUAUCCCUUUGCGGUGGGCUGAAAGAUGAAGAUGACAGUGUUCCUCAUGAUGAAUUUAUGAAGCACUUAGUUACCUAUGAUGAAUUCUCCAAGUCACCGGAACUUCUCUCCAACCCUAGCCUUGUGGUGAAAUUUGAUGGCAAGUACUACAACUGGCAGGCGGCUGGACCAGUCAUCAUCUCCUUCCUUGCAUAUCGUAGACCCCUCCCAGAGCCUGUUGUGAGCACACUUAUGAAAGACCAAGUUCCAAAGGGUAAACGCAGCUUGACAUCAUGGCUUUGGGGUAGUUCUAAACCACCGUCAACUCCACCUAAAAAGGGAGCUGAAACCAGCAGUGAAGUGUCCCAAGACAGAGAAGAAGCUAGGCAUCGAGAUGACACUGUAUACUGGAGUGAUGAGACAGAAUCCAGUGAGAAAGCGGCUGACCAGGACCCCCAGUCUGUCACAAGCUCCCCAAGUGGCAUUUACAAGAAGUCCAUCAGGCUGUCGUCCGAGCAGCUCGCCAAACUGAACUUGAAGCCUGGACCAAAUGUCAUCACCUACUCGGUAACGACAAGGUACCAGGGAACAACAGUGUGCCAGUCCACCAUCUAUUUGUGGAAACAUGAUAGCAAAAUAGUCAUCUCUGACAUAGAUGGAACCAUCACAAGGUCGGACGUGUUUGGCCAAAUCCUGCCGGUGCUGGGCAAGGACUGGACCCACGGCGGAGUGGCCCAGCUCUUCUCCCAGAUCCAGAAGAAUGGCUUUGUCUUCCUUUACCUGUCGUCCAGGGCCAUCGGCCAGGCCCGGCACACCAAGGGCUAUCUCAAGAGCAUCUGUCAAGACAAGUUUGCACUUCCAGAUGGGCCCCUUCUGCUCAAUCCGAGCUCACUCAUCCGGGCUUUCCACAGAGAGGUGAUAAUCAAGAAGCCAGAAGAGUUUAAGAUCCGAUGUCUGAAGGACAUCAAGUCAUUAUUUCCGUCCAGCAUCAACACCAAUCCCUCCAACCCUUUCUACUCAGGCUUUGGCAACAGAAUCAAUGACACAUGGGCGUAUAGAGCAGUAGGCAUUCCUGUCUCCAGGAUCUUCACUAUCAACUCACAGGGGAAAGUGACCCACGACCACACCUACACUUUCCAGUCCUCGUACCCCAAGAUGCAGGAUCUCGUGGAGCACGUCUUCCCUCCUCGGCAUCGUGAGCAGACUAUGGCAUUUGUCUCGCCACACGAAUACAGCGCCUUCACAUUCUGGCGGGAACCGGUUCUGGAGAUACUGGACGAUGAUGAGCUGGUCAAGUCGCUGACGGUCAAGGACAAGAAAUGAACAAAGGAUGGAGUGAUGUUGACCAGCAUGCUGUACACGCUGCACCUGCAAGUUCCAACACCUGCAGUGUCACGCUGUGGAGUUCGGAGUUGCGUGUUGGGUCUGUAGAAAGCUGAUUUCAUUGCCUACUCUACAAAAGAGAGCUGAUGAAUCGACAAUAGCCUGAGUUUAACUUCCUGUUUCAUAAACAUUGCUACCUGACAAAAAUUGUGACCAGAGUAAAGAGUCAGCUUCUAUCUGAGCACGAAGAUUAGUGAAACAUUUUAUGAUCAUUUGGUGUGGCUAAAGUUGCAUUAUACGUACCAAAAGAGAUUUCAUACUUGGACUAUCAGCAUCUCAACAAAUCAAUACUUAAAACAUUCUCAGUGGUUUUCACUGAGUACUUGUUCAGUCUUUAUUGAUUGCUCUUGUCCCAGAGUUCACUGAAUAUGUCCAGAGUCUCGUGUUUGUAUUUUUUUGGUGACCUGAUUUGCUGUUUGCUGUCAAUGCUUCUCUUAGUGUUUACGGUAAACAGCUCAGUGUUUGCUAGAAAGUGAAGUGCUCAGAAAGUACUAGACUAAAACUGUUAUUGUGAUGUAAAAUUGAAAUAGGUCACCUUCAUGGACAGCUUUUGUUGAGAUUAGCCCUAAAAGAGUCGGGGGAUGGAAUCCACACCCCUCAACAGGUUGUCUGAUAUCACAGCAGGGAUUUUUUUUGUUCACAAGCCCAGCAUUUAGGAGUUUUUUCAGUAACUCUUUGUGGUCAUUUUGACUCUACUUUUUAAGAAAUCGAACCUAGCAUUCUUGCGCAAUGCCCUUUUUUUGAGAUGGGUCAGCCACGAAUGUGUACUUGUCUACUACCACGCUCCGUGCAAAUGGGCUGGCACGUAUGUGGCCUUCAACUUCAAAUUUCUGUAACAACACACUAUCUCACGUUGAGUUUAAGUUCACAUCUCCUGAGGAGUGUCCUUGCAUACCAAAUUUCAGAAAAAUCGGGCCUGGUAUAGCUUAUUGGGGGGGGGGCAGAAUCCACUUCUUUGGCAUGAAAUGGUCCAAAAUAACUCGGUUCUUUUAGGGUUAAAAUAUUACUUGAGUCACAGACUUAGUGUGAAUGAAUGUUUGGCAUCAAACAUAUUCGUAAUGGUCGAUGUUGAAUUAAGAAUUACUGCAUGCAGAAAGUGCUUAAUGAAUGCUGCGCAUUUUGAAGACCAACUCCGGGUAUGCACUUCUUCUCUGAUAUUUCUCUGAAUAGACGGAAGAUCCAUUUCAGUGUGUUCCUAAUGUAUAGGUGUUGGUGUAUAAGACAUGCUGCCAGGGAUGCGGGCCAUUUUUUACGUAUAAAAUGGAAACCAGAAACCUGUACAAAAAAUAAAUAGAACAAUUUUGCUGGAUGUAUAGUUUGAAUGUAUCAUAUUUGAAGCAAUCAGUAUAAAAAGGUGAAAUAUAAAGGAAAUCUUUGCUGCAGAGUUUGAGGGAAGUGGAACAGUGAAGAACAACUAUUUAAAGUUUGGUUAUUCGUGUUGCUGCAGAGACUUGGGUAGCUGAGUGGGUAUAUAAGAUACUUAAUUUUGCCUUUGAAAAGAGCACACAUCGUAAUCUCAUUUAAAAGAUCAUCGGGACAAUUAUUUGCGCCUGUGUAGUACACUUAGUGUCGUACUUAUGGUAAAGGUGUUUCAUGUAUUUAAAGGACCAUAACGCUCAGCAAACUGUCAAUGUCAUGGACUUUGAUUGGACUGUAUUUUAAAAUCCCAGUACAGUGGAGUUAAUACGAAAGCUAAUACUUUGUGGCACCUGGACGCUGAUAAUGCCAGAGUACUGCCCGCUAUCAAUGCUGCACGUGUUCCCACAGUUUUUGCCCUGCCUACUUCUGGCUCAGUGCAUUGAUAUUGUUGUAUGUGCUUCCUCGGCUUCUGAAACUGCUUCUCCUUUACCGUAUGGAAUGUCAGGGCCUCGUGGUCUGGUACCUUGGCACCAUGUGGUUAAAUUCCCCAUAUGAGUGGUUCCCAGUCCACCCCGUGUUGUUGCAGUGCUUGUGUUCUUAGGCAAGAAGCAUUGUGGAUCAGAACUGCUGUUGAAAAGACAGAGCAUUGGCUGCUGUAAAUGUAUACAUUCGUCAAAGUUUCAUUGGGCCACUAAUAUAUAUUUGUUUAUACAUCUUUACUGCCGAUUUCCGUAUUUCUGCAUGUGUGUAAUACUUUUUGCACAGCUGAAAAACUGUUUUAAUUUGGUUAUUUUGAGCCACCGCGGAAUUAUGAAUUACCACAUUUACAUGUAGUGAACUAAACCACACAACUCCAGCAUACAUUAUUUUAUGAAUACAAUUUUCUUUUAUCAGGGAGAUGUGUGUGUUGGCAGGCGUUUGUGUGAGUGUAACGGGGACCUGGAAACGACAUCACUGAAAAAAUUCUGUACUUUUUGGUUUUUCAUGUACAAGUCCUUCGUAUACAUUAAUGUAGUAUAAACGUGUUCGUACAUGAAAGUCAUGUCGAUUUGUGUGUCCAACAUGGUGCCAUAUACUCUAUGGCAUACGUGCCCAAUAAUAGUUAUAUAUUCAGGUAUCUAUGGCUCAUGAGGCUUAUGCGUACGUAUUUUCGUUUACACGCACAAAAGAACAAGUUUUAAAAAAAAAAAGUAUGUAAUAUCCUGGCCACCGUAGUGACUAAAAAGGGGAAGAUUUAUUUCUUAUUUUCGUCAUUUUGUGGAUUAUAUAUUUUGAAUUUUUUGUUUGCUUUUGAAAUUGUUUAGCCUCGGUUGGUGCAUUUGGAUUUUUGAUGGAAACUUUCCUUUUUUGAGCUUCUAGUUAGCAGUAGUCUGAACUCUCCAAGAAUUCUGUGGAUCCUUUUGGCAAAAAUGCCAAAGUGCUAAACUCUUGUUGUGGGUAAGCUUUCUGAUAACUUCGUGGAUUUUGUCCAGUGGUUCUAAUCCAGGUAAGGAAAGCUAGUUGAAUAACGGAGAUCGUUACAAAACUGAAUACCUCAUUUUGCUUGAAACAGCGCAGUUGGGGGCGGGCAGACCAGAAUGAACUACUUUUGCUUUGAGCCUGAUGAAGACAAUCCUGCUUUGUGGUGAUUGUUUUAAUUUGCAAAACUACAAUGCCAUAACUCGAAUGGGAUAGACACUAUAAAAAGGUUAUUGCCAGUCUGGGAGCACUUGAGGUUAAAUCAAAAGAUAUAUUUUUGUAUUGAAAACAAUAUGAGAGGGAGUUAAGGUAGUAGGUUUUGUCUUUUUUGUGUCCUGGUGGAUGUUGGUCCUUGCUGGCCAUCGACUGAAGGGAGUGCAUAGCACUUAAGCAAGUGCUGCCGACGUUUACGACGUGUUUUCCACUGGGCAUGCGCAACGAGGAGACAGACGAUGGGUAUGGUAACAGCCUGCAGGUGCUGUGUUAACAGUUUCGGCAUGCUUUGUUGUUCAUGACGCGUAGCAUACGUUCCGCGUAGUCAGCGAUCACAAAGUAAAAAGUCAGUGUUGUGGCACUGGUAGAUCAAAUCAUUAUUGAAAACUCAAUGAAGUCUUGAAGAUGAUCAUAGUGGGGAAGAGUGUUUUGAAGGAAACACUUUGGGAUCCUUCAUCUGCCAAACUCUUAAAAUACUAAGCAGCUGCUGCUAAAAAAAUGGUAAAAAUCCAGAGAUCUGUUUUGUUGUGUUUAGGAGAGUUCUAGCUCGGAAAUUUACCCAAGAAUUGAUAUGCCUUCUCUCGGAUACCUGAAGGUCGACUUAGUGGCAUUGUAGGUGAAUCGGGAGUCUGAAAAUUAACGUCUUUGCUGGUCUUAUUUGGUAAAGUAAUAUUGUUUUCAGUGAUAACUUUAAUUGAAUGAGUUGGAGUGGCUUCAGUCUUGUAACUUGUGCCAAUGCUGCUGUGCAUGUACAUGCACAUUAAGGAAAUUAAGACAAUGCAAGUAAUGUCUUCUCUGAAGAGACGUUUGUACAUAAGGAAAAAGUUAAAAAAAACCAAAGUAUGUCUCUUUUUAAUUGUUUUAAUUUACUAUGACAAUGCUGCCUUGUAUCAGAAGCAAACAUCGCUAUUGUAAAAAUUAUUGUUUUAAGUUUGCACAUGAACAAUAAAUAUGUGUAUUUGAA